This is a messenger RNA of Mesorhabditis spiculigera, 552 nucleotides long. Lineage: Eukaryota; Metazoa; Nematoda; Chromadorea; Rhabditida; Rhabditidae. The record is from the annotation of a GenBank genome assembly.
AUGUCUAACAACAAUGAAGACGAGUCGCUCCGUAAGCUGUUUAUUGGCGGAAUCAAGUUGGACACGACGGACGAGACCUUCCACGACUACUAUGCGAAGUUCGGCGAAGUUGUCGACAGUGUUAUCAUGAAGGAUGCUCACACGCAGCGCAGCCGCGGCUUUGGAUUUGUCACUUAUGCCUCUAAAGAAGCGGUGGAUGCUGCUAUGUCGAUGCGCCCACACGUGAUCGAUGACAAGCCGGUCGAUGUGAAGCGAGCUAUCCCGAAAGACGCCAUCAACAAGAAUGAGAGCAAUAUUUCCUCAAAGCGUCUAUACGUCAGCGGCAUCAAGGAGGCAACCAGAAACCGAGCGCAAUAUUCAAGGUUGCAAAGCUGCACCAAGCCGAUGCAGAACACGCCGGUGUUUUUGGAAGUGGUUUCACUGCCUCUGCUCACGGAACAGCGCAGCUCGGGAUUCAGGUUGAAACCAUGGCGGAAAUCGAGGGCCGGGUGGGGAACAGCGGCACGGAAGCGUCCAAUCAGUCCACCCUUGUCGAAUUUGCCGAUAAAAUGC